This is a messenger RNA of Pygocentrus nattereri (red-bellied piranha), 987 nucleotides long. RefSeq names its product SIX homeobox 6a (gene six6a). Gene Ontology annotation, molecular function: DNA-binding transcription factor activity, RNA polymerase II-specific; RNA polymerase II cis-regulatory region sequence-specific DNA binding. NCBI's taxonomy places the organism in Eukaryota, Metazoa, Chordata, Actinopteri, Characiformes, Serrasalmidae. Gene Ontology annotation, biological process: regulation of transcription by RNA polymerase II. Gene Ontology annotation, cellular component: transcription regulator complex; nucleus. The record is from RefSeq and is a predicted model, not a curated record. The transcript has 2 exons. The coding region runs from base 78 to 845 and encodes 255 amino acids.
ACACUCACACACUCUCUUUCUCUCCUUCUCUCUCUCUCACACUCCAUCACACUACCCACUCUCCCUCUCGCGCCCCGAUGCUCCGUCUGCCCGCGCUCUCCUUCAGCCCGCAGCAGGUCGCGCGCGUGUGCGAGACUUUGGAGGAGAGCGGCGACGUGGCGCGCCUCACGCGCUUCCUGUGGGCCCUGCCCUCCGCGGACCCGCAGCGCGAGCCUGAGACUGUGGUGCGUGCGCGCGCCGUGGCGGCGUUCCACGCGGGAGAGUACGGUGACCUGUACCGGCUCGCGCAGAGCCGCAGCUUCAGCUCCGCGGAGUCGCGCGCCGCGCUGCAGCGCUUGUGGCUCGAGGCGCGCUAUCGCGAGGCCGAGCGCGCGCGCGGACGGCCGCUGGGCGCUGUGGACCGGUACCGCGUGCGCAGGAAGUUUCCGCCGCCGCUCACUGUCUGGGACGGAGAGCGGCGCGCGCACUGUUUCCGGGACCGCGCCCGGCGCGUGCUGCGGCAGAGUUACCUGCGGGAGCCUUACCCGGACACGCCCGCCAAGAGCGAACUGGCGCGCGCCACCGGACUGACGGCCACGCAGGUGGGGAACUGGUUCAAGAACCGGAGACAGAGAGACCGAGCGGCGGCCACCAGGAUACAGCAGCAGGUUUUAUCCGGUGACUCGGUCCAGUCUCUUCUGCUGGACAACGAAGGACCUGUAGACGCUCCGAGUGUUUCAUCCAACCUGGAAAAGACGAAGAAAGCCGCUGAGGCCUCCUGCGCUGACUCCAUCACCUCCAGCGACAGCAGUGUGAGAUGUAGAGUGGGAGCUGGUGGUUCUGGUUCUGGAGAUGUAAUACAGUAAGAUUCACUCUCAGGCAUAAAGGCUGGGGCAGUGGCCCUCCUGUCUGGGUGAGACCCUCAGGGCUCUGUCUCAGUACCUUCAGUCAGGGAUCAUAACUGAACCAUGAUCCACUGAAAUGAUCUGUUCUAAGCUGGACUGACUC